CCCAAAGAACAGACGUGCUCGCCCUGGCGCCCGAGCUGCGCGCACGAGGUCCCGGUGCGCGUCCCGCCGGCCCCAGCGCCGGAGCCAGAGAGAGAGAAGGAGCCCCGCUGCCGGCAGCCCGCGCCCGCCUCCUGCCCGGAGCAGCCGCCCGAAGAUGCCCCUCCGCAGCCUGCACGCGGCUGCCGUCCUCCUACUCGUGGUCUUAAAGGAACAGCCUUCUAACCCAGCCCCACUCAACGGAUCCAAGUGGACGUAUAUAGGUCCCGACGGGGAGGAGAGCUGGUCCAGGAGCUACCCAUCAUGUGGGGGCCUGAGGCAGUCCCCAAUAGACCUGCACGAUGACAUCCUCCAGUACAACGCCAGCCUUGUGCCCCUUGGCUUCCAAGGCUACAGUGAGUCUGCCAACCAGCAAUUUGUCCUGACCAACAAUGGCCAUUCAGUGAAGCUGAAACUGCCCAAGGACAUGAACAUCCAGGGCCUCGGGGCCCGCUACAAUGCCUCGCAGCUGCACCUGCACUGGGGGGACCAGAAGGACCCUCACGGCUCGGAGCACACUGUGGGUGGGAAGCACUUUGCUGCCGAGCUGCAUAUGGUCUAUUAUAACUCGGACCUGUACCCCAGUGCCAGCUUCGCCAUUGACAAGCCAGAAGGCCUCGCGGUCCUAGCUGUUUUCAUAGAGAUGGGCUCCUUCAAUCCAUCAUAUGACAAGAUCUUCAGUCACCUUGAAGAUGUAAAGUACAAAGGCCAAGAAGUGUCCAUUCCGGGUUUUAGCAUUGAAGAGCUGCUGCCGGAGAGGCCUGAGGAGUACUACCGCUACCGAGGGUCCCUGACCACACCUCCUUGCUACCCGACCGUGCUCUGGACGGUUUUCCGGAACCCUGUGGAAAUUUCCCAGCAGCAGCUGAUGGAUUUGGAGACAGCCCUGUACUGCACACGGGUGGAUGACCCAUCCCCUAGAGAGAUGAUCAACAACUUCCGGCAGGUCCAGAAAUUUGAGGAGAGGCUGGUGUACGUCUCCUUCCGAAGUGAAGCAGCAAAAAAGUUGCCAACAAAGGAGUUAUCUACAAACCGGCCAUCAUGCAGGAGACUGAGACCCAUGCCUGAGGCCCUGGCAUGCCCAGGCAUGUCCAAGGAAGGACUUGGCUUUGGACACAACCUGCUGUGGCUCCCUGGACACUUGAAAUACCUGAGGGUUCUCUGGAGUUCCACCCACAAGCACCCCAGACCCUUGGGGGACCCCACCAUCCUGAUGCCAUGCCACCCCCCAGUGGGAGCGUGGAUGGGGAAAGCUUGCCUAGGAGGCAGAAAGUCUGAGCUGUCUGCUUCGUGAGUGUGAGACCAUGAAGUGGUCCGGAUUCGGGGAGCACAAACCACGUCACCCGCUGUGGGCUGUUAAUGUUUAGAAAACACUCUCAUCCAGGCCUUCACUUGAACGUGGUUUCAAGUGUCCUGGCAAUUCUGCUUCUUGUCCGUGCUUUCAGACCAGAACACGGACUCUCUCUGCACUCAGACUUAGAGUCUGCUCUCGAGACAC
Molecule: messenger RNA, 1534 nt
Organism: Kogia breviceps (pygmy sperm whale)
Lineage: Eukaryota; Metazoa; Chordata; Mammalia; Artiodactyla; Physeteridae
Source: RefSeq, a predicted model, not a curated record